This is a messenger RNA of Oikopleura dioica, 714 nucleotides long. NCBI's taxonomy places the organism in Eukaryota, Metazoa, Chordata, Appendicularia, Copelata, Oikopleuridae. The record is from the annotation of a GenBank genome assembly.
AUGAAUGAUAUCUUGGCAACUGUUUGGUCGAGAAUAGCUCCUCUGCCGGAGGAUAAAAAGGUCAGGCUCUUCGAGCGAAUUAAAAAUUCAGCGAUUGAACUGCCUGUUGAUGAGAAAUUGAAGCUCCUUCCAUCGGUUCAAAACCCAAAACAUCUAAAUUCUGAGCAGUAUUUGAUCCCAGCAUCCUACGAAGAGUGGGAAAAGAACAGAACGUUUCUCAGCGCUUCAGUAAAAAUCUUCGGCGCUGGAUUCUUCGUCACCGCGCUCGCCACUUCCGUCUUCAAGCGAUACAUCCAAAAGAGCCUCAAUUACUCCCAACAAGUCAAGUUCAAAGGAGGCUUUAAUACAACUCUUUUCUCCGCGACGAUGAUUUGUUCCUGGCCGAUCAUUUUCACUCAAGCUGGAGUUGUUAAUUAUUUGGUCAAUAGAGAGUUCGUCGACGCUUCAUUUCCGUCUUUUGUGAUGCGCGAAUUAGGAAAAGAUAAUUUUUGGAACUUUGAAAUAACCAAAAAAGACCAAGAAGAUUAUUUCAAAGAACAUCCAGAAGAACUCGACGAUCGAAUUUUAAAACUUUUCGAAAAUGAUGGAAAAAUCUAUCACAUCCAUGAUUUUGUUGGGAAAGAUAUGAAAUCGUUGGAAUUUAUUGUUAAAUCUCCCCUGCUUUGCGAACUGAUUUCUAACCACACUGAAGAGUUUAUUUUGGCGAAAAAAUAA